AUGCAUCUCCACACAGACCUCGACGUCGACACCACCCCCUCCACCCUCAUCAACAUCACCACGGCCACCUCCGCAGCCAAACCCACCACAACCGCCACAACCACCCUCACCGAACUCACCUCCACAACCCCGUCCCCACCACCCACAACUAAACCCCUCUACUUCGCCUACGGCUCCAACCUCUCCCCCACGCAAAUGGCUACCCGCUGCACCGCCCUCCCCUCCUCCAUCCCGCUCGCCAUCGCCCGCCUCCCCAAAUGGCGCUGGCUGAUCCACGAGCGCGGAUACGCCAACGUGGUCCCACCCUCCGAGAUGUGCAUCACGAAGCAACAAGCAGACUGCAUCUCGAGCGGCGAGGUUGGUGUUGCGGGUGGCGCUGACGAGGAUGCCGUCUACGGUGUGUUGUAUGAUAUGGGGGAUGAUGAUGAGAAGAUUCUGGAUGGGUUUGAGGGGGUCGAUUAUUCUGCUCCUGACGCGGAGGUUAUCAAUAUGGAGGAUGGGAGGAUGAUGGUGAGGGAGAAGGAGCAGGGACAUGGGUGUUAUAACAAGUGGGUUGUGGAGGCGGAGGUGGUUAAGUGGCUUGGUGAGAAGGAUGGGGAUAAGGCGGAGACGGUGCCGGUGUUGGUGUAUGUUGAUGAGAAGAGGGUGAGGAAUGGUCCGCCCAAGGCGGAAUUAGACAUAGAUGUCUUGCUAGACCUCUCAUAA
This is a messenger RNA of Aspergillus niger, 705 nucleotides long. RefSeq lists its product as uncharacterized. The transcript is spliced from 2 exons. Gene Ontology annotation, molecular function: gamma-glutamylcyclotransferase activity. Lineage: Eukaryota; Fungi; Ascomycota; Eurotiomycetes; Eurotiales; Aspergillaceae. The record is from RefSeq and is a predicted model, not a curated record. Bases 1 to 705 code for a protein of 234 amino acids.